AUGAAGCAUUUCGCCAGAGGCACUACCGCUCUGAUACCAAGCGCAACUUCAGCAUCACCGAAUUCAACCCCACCUCCAUCUCCGGCAAUCGAUCAAAGGCAGCACUCCAAGCAUGUCAACGACUUCUAUAGACUCUACGGCUGGCUUAAGCCUGGAGCGUCCGUAUCAGACAGCGAGCUUCCGAGAGCCAUACGAAAGAUACAAAAGAAGCUCAAAGAGCCUGUCACUGGGGCUUUCAGCGAUAAGAUGAUGGACAUGAUGAGCGGGCCGCGUUGUGGCACGGAACAACCUUACAAUGCGACAGACGCAGAGGACGCCUCGGACGUUGAGCGACGAUACGUACUCUGGGGCCCGAAGUGGGCAAAGGCGACGUUGACAUGGCGCUUCGACAGUUACACGAAUGAUCUGUCUACAGCGCGCCAGCAAAGCACGAUCAGUACCGCUUUUGCCCAAUGGAUGAACUACGUACCCCUAAACAUCGUACAAACAGCCUCGAACGCUAAAGCUGACAUCAACAUCCGCUUUUCUCCCCUCGGUCGAGACGAUACGCGUUACGGUUUUACGUCCAUGGUCUCUGAUGGCACCUCCAUGUCGUCUGGCAACAUCAAUGUUACCUUUAAUGACGACUACCAGUGGACGGACGACCGUCUCUUUGGAUAUACAGCUGUUCAUGAGAUCGGUCACGCUCUCGGGAUGAGCCACAGCGGCGUCGAGGCAGCCAUCAUGUUCGCCUACUACGAUGGUAGCAUACGCCCUAUGCAUCCAGAUGACAAGAUGGGUAUACACAGCAUCUACGGCUGGAAGAGCCCGACUUGGAAUCGUAUCGAUUCAGGCUCAGCAAUUACAAAUAUGAUCCAAGUCACGUCCAACACAGCUACCGCUUCGGCCAACGACGGUCUCUACCAGAUGCGUUCAUCAGGGCAGAUUCUUCGCUACUCGAAUGGUGCAUGGGUAGUCGUCGACAACAACAAAGACACUGCCCAAAUUACCGGUGCAAAUGGAAUUCUCUACCAACGACACUACGACGGAGGUACCUUCCGCUGGACAGGCAGCGCAUCGAACUGGCAAGCUCUUAGCAAUACCGACUCAAACGUCAUUGAGAUCGUCGCUGCAUCCGACCAACUGUACUCGCGGCGCAAAGAUGGAUGGGUAGCCCGGCUCUCUGGCAGUACAUGGCUUAGUAUCGAGCAACCUUCCGCCCCUGGCUCCAAACAGAUAGCCGUCACCGACGACAAAACACUUUGGAACUUGCUCACGAACGGGUAUCUUGUUCGCUCCCUAUGGCCUCACAAUUCAGGCCAAUGGGCCAUCGUUGACGACAACGCGAAGAAUAUCGCCAUCGCAGUUGGCGGCAACGAAUUCUACAAAUUGCAAAGCGAUGGCUUAGUAGUGUGGCUGAACACUGCUGGUCCUAGCUGGAAAACGAUUGAGAAAGCUGGAAGUUACGAGUGA
Messenger RNA from Alternaria novae-zelandiae, 1452 nucleotides. RefSeq lists its product as uncharacterized. Gene Ontology annotation, biological process: proteolysis; extracellular matrix organization; collagen catabolic process. NCBI's taxonomy places the organism in Eukaryota, Fungi, Ascomycota, Dothideomycetes, Pleosporales, Pleosporaceae. The transcript is spliced from 4 exons. Gene Ontology annotation, molecular function: zinc ion binding; metalloendopeptidase activity. The record is from RefSeq and is a predicted model, not a curated record. Bases 1 to 1452 code for a protein of 483 amino acids. Gene Ontology annotation, cellular component: extracellular matrix.